Brenthis ino (lesser marbled fritillary) is the source of this 2322-nucleotide messenger RNA. Lineage: Eukaryota; Metazoa; Arthropoda; Insecta; Lepidoptera; Nymphalidae. The record is from the annotation of a GenBank genome assembly.
AUGGAAGUAAAUCCACUUAAUAUAUUUUUUGUAAAGUCUGACAGUAAAGGGGAUAGGCUUUUAUUUCGAUAUCCAUACACAACUGAAAACAAAGAUGAAAAUAAACAGAAGAAAUGUGGCCGUCACAAUCCAUACGCAGUCAGCUCUGCUGAAGAUCUGCUUCAAAAUUCACAGUCGCAAACCUCUAAUAUAUAUAAAGGUCAAGUAAGUGGUUUCACUGAUGAGAUGUUGUCAACAUUAUUUGCAGUAAAAGCUGAGCUUUGUAAUACAAAAUUUGAACUGAAAGUAAAUGAUGUGAGAUUUGUUGGACAUCCUACUUUAUUACCAUACAAAACUAAUAAAGACAAUUCAGCUGCUCCUAUUAUACUUAUUAACAUUGUGUUUGCAUUACAAGCUUCCGCAAGUCAUUCCAUUGUCAAAUGUUAUUAUGACUUGAGCAUGAGGCUGGGUAAAGCAUUAGAGCUUGAGGAAAAGCGGUGUUAUUAUUUAACCGAGGAAAUGAAAAUUAUGUCAGCAGCACAUGAUGAGGUUUCUGCACUUGACAGUGAAAUAAAUUCUGGUGAAAAUGAUGAUGAUGAAGAAAACUCUCGUCAUUCAGUGAGCUCUGCUACAUACAGUGCUGAUAAUGGAAAUAUAGCACCAAAGUCUGCAUUCCAUCUCAUUUUGCAAAGAAGUUCGCUGGCAAGAUCUAUGAAAGCUGUUUUUGAGGAUUUGAGUAGUACUGGUAUUGUACAAGUUCGUAUAAAUAAGUGGGUGCUUUUAUCUUUCUGCCUGCCACAUAAGGCACAUCAGAUACACAAUAGAGGAUUAAUAAUAGAACCAGAGACAAUAGACAAAUGUGUACAAAAAUUGCGGCCGUAUCAUGGUAUUUUGCUUAUGGUUAAUCCAAAUGAUUUGCUAGCAUCUAUCCCUUUAGAUGGCAGUCCAGAACUUUUAAGGCUUAUAAAAUUAUACAGUCCAUUAAAAAGUCUUCAAACAUUGGCCAUUGAAGCAGACUUGACUCUUACACAGGCUUUCCAAUUGACAGGGCAUCUAGUGUACUGGGCAAAGGCCACAGUGAUAUACCCAUUGUGCGAAGGGAAUGUAUAUGUAGUAGCUCCAGGUGCAAAUAUACACAUAAACUCACCACUUGUGGAUGAAUUUGCUAAGGAGUUUCCUGGACUUUGUUUGUUACAAAUGCUAAGCGACUUCUCGCUGCCGGCGCCGCUGUGGUACGUGUCGCGCGGCGGGUUCAGCGCGUGGGCGCGGCGGCGGCCGGCGCGGCUGCUGGCGUGGCUGCUGCGCCGCCGGCUGCUGCUGCAGCUGCACACCUACGUGCAGUUCAACCCGCCGCCCUGCGCGCACGCCCUGCACUGGCCGAGACAGAAUCAUGAUGGCAAAGAGUAUUUCUGUGAGAAACACGACCUAUACUAUCAACCGAACAACUUCUCCUUCUCAUCUCUCAAUCAUGUGCCAAUAAACAUUCCCGAACCUGUCAAAGCAACAGAUAACAUGAAUGCAUUCCUAGACUCGGACGAAGAUUAUCCCAUCAAAAACUCCAAUCAGACGGACUACUUGCAUACAAAGCCUAUAGUAAUUGAUCCCGACCAGAACAAAUACGACAAAUUCGACGUCGACUCUGCAAACCAUUCUUUCGACGAUGGCAUCGAUGUGGUAGAUGGUUUAAUAAAAACAAACAUAAAUGGAUCUGAUUAUGAUAAAAACCAAAAAAUACAGAAAAAAGUACAGGGCAACUCAGUAGAUAGCGGUAUAUCGAACAACAUGAACAGCAACGGUAUCAAUGGUAGUGAAAACGGUCAUAAUGAUAGCAAAGAAAACGGAGAGAAAACGCUACCAUCGAGACUAUCGGAUUUGUCUCUAAAAGAAUCCGACCAUGCAAAUAGUACGAGUAGUGAUGAAGAUCGACUUGAAAGUGAUGCAGACGUAUCGCCCAGAAUGAAAAAAGCUCAUAGCAAGGGCACAGAAAAGAAAAAUGGGGUUUCGUUGAAUUUGAAAUUGCAAAAUGAAAUGAGCUUCCAGUCGCCGACGGUGUGGAGCGCGCCGACGGGGUGCGGCGCGGCGGGCCCGGCCAUGGACACGUUUUCGCGCUCCGAGCGCGCCGCGCUGGCCGCGCUGCCGGCCGCCGCCUGCCGCGACGACCUGCUGCUGCUCGCCGACCUACACAAGAAGGGGUACUUCCGCGGCGAGCAACACCUAGAAGAAAUAAUGUUCAUGGAAAAUGUAACGAGAUCUCAGUUAAUGCAACUCAUUGAUAAGUUUAAAGAUGUUCUCAUAACGUUUGAAACAGAGGAUCCAGCUGUCGCCAUGUUAUAUCCUUAUCAA